Molecule: messenger RNA, 1725 nt
Organism: Sorghum bicolor (sorghum)
Lineage: Eukaryota; Viridiplantae; Streptophyta; Magnoliopsida; Poales; Poaceae
Exons: 2
Coding region: 1-1725 (574 amino acids)
Biological process (GO): proteolysis
Molecular function (GO): aspartic-type endopeptidase activity
Source: RefSeq, a predicted model, not a curated record
AUGGCCGAACCCACGCUCGCCGAUCUCCUCGCCGAGAUGAAGACCAUGGCUGCCGAGAUGAUGGUCCUCAAGGCCGACGUGGCUUCCGUCAAGGAGAAGACCGUCUCCUCUUCCAGUAGCGGCGAUGGCCGCCCUGGUGGUCUUCACGAACAGGAUUUCCAUCCGAAACACAAGAAGUGGGACUUUCCGCGCUUCGACGGCACGACGGACCCGCUUCUCUUCAUCAACAAAUGCGACGCCUACUUCCGCCAACACCGCACACCAGUGGAAGACCGCGUGGCCAUGGCGUCCUACCACCUCGACGACGUCGCCCAGCUCUGGUUCAUCCAGCUGCAGGCGGACGAUGGCACGCCGAACUGGACUCACUUCAAGGAUCUCUUGCACCUUCGGUUUGGGCCUCCCCUCCGCUCCGCGCCGAUGUUCGAGCUCGCUGAGUGCCGGCGUACCGACACCGUCGACGAAUAUUCCAACCGGUUUCAGGCCCUCUUGCCCCGAGCAGGCCGCCUCGAGGAGGAGCAGCGUGUUCAGCUAUACACCGGCGGCCUUCUUCCGCCCCUGAGUCACGCCGUUCGCCUUCACAAUCCGGCUACCCUCGCCGAGGCCAUGAGCCUGGCCCGCCAGGUGGAGUUGAUGGAGUUGUCCAGGCCGGCUCCGCCACCGCCUGCCCGGGCACCCCCGCGCGGCUUGCUGCCCACGCCGGCGCCGCGGCUGGCCCUGCCGGCCCCGCAGCCACCGCUGGCCCUGCCAGCCCCUCCAGCAGCUGCGCAGCAGGGCAAAGCGGAGGGCCCUCAUCGUCGACUGUCCCCGGCCGAGAUGGCGGAUCGGCGCCGCCAAGGUCUCUGCUUCAACUGCAACGAACCCUACGCCAGGGGCCACAAUCGCUUCUGCAAGCGGCUGUUCUUCGUGGACGGGGUCGAGAUCGAUGCCGCCGACGCCCCGCCCGCAGCAGCAGACACCGCAGAGGCGGACCCUGGAACCGAAGCGCCUUGUUACUCCCUGCACGCCGUCGCUGGAGUACCGGUCUCGGACACCAUUCAGAUCAAGGUGUCCGUAGGAUCGGCCUCCCUUCUCGCGCUGCUCGACAGUGGCUCCACGCACAGCUUCAUCAGCGAGGACGCGGCGCGCCUCACCGGCCUACCGAUUCAGGACCACCCGCGACUGACAGCCACGGUUGCCAAUGGCGAACGAGUGGCCUGCCCAGGCGUUAUACGGAACGCGCCUUUCUCCAUCAACGGCACCGCCUUCUCCACCGAUCUUUUUGUCAUGCCACUUGCGGGGUACGAGGUGGUGCUGGGGACGUGUUGGAUGCGCACGCUGGGCGACGUCGUGUGGAACUUCGCCGAGCGUACGAUGUCCUUCCACUCUGACGGACGCCACAUCACCUGGGCCGGCCUGCCGUCCUCAUCUGUCACCAGUUUGCGCACCAUCGCAGCGGCCAGUGGGACGCUGCUGGAUGAGCUCCUGGCCGCCUACGCCGACAUCUUCGCUGCGCCAUCAGGCCUUCCACCACCGCGUACUCGGGACCAUGCCAUCGUCCUCAAGCCAGGUUCGGCUCCCGUCGCCGUGCGGCCGUAUCGCUACCCGGCGGCCCACAAAGAUGAGCUGGAACGCCAGUGCGCCGCCAUGAUGGAGCAGGGCGUCGUCCGCCGCAGCGACUCGCCGUUUUCAUCCCCGGCGCUCCUUGUCCAAAAAGCAUUACAACAUGUGAACACAUGGGCCAUCUGA